ACUAAAACGUCAGUUCACUUGACGCAGAUGUCAGUUCGCGUGACGCUGUGAAGUGAAACUUGCUGCUUGUCAUUUUACUUUAUGGAAACUUCCAGAGGAGCUGUGGCUUCUAGGUGUACUUCUCUCAGCUAUCUGUGACAGAACGCAGCGUUUUUAGUUCCACGAUGUCCGGGCACGGCCACGGCCACGGUCAUGGACACGGCUGCGGGUGCGAGGGUGAGCACGAGCCCGCGGAGAGGGGCCUGGAGUACGGACUGUAUCAGCGCAUCGACCUGGAGAAGGUGCAGUGUCUGAACGAGAGCAGGGACGGAGACGGGAAGCUGGUGUUCAAACCGUGGGAUCAGCGAAACGAGCGGGACAAGUAUGUCGAGAGCGAUGCAGAUGAAGAGCUACUGUUCAACAUCCCUUUCACAGGCAGCGUGAAGCUGAAAGGCAUCAUCAUCUCUGGAGAAGACGACGACUCUCAUCCAGCUGAGAUACGACUGUACAAAAACAUCCCUCAAAUGUCAUUUGAUGACACCGGCAGAGAACCUGAGCAAGCCUUCAGACUGAACAGAGACCCUGUCGCUGAGCUGGAAUACCCAACAAAGAUCGCUCGUUUUUCCAGUGUUCAGCACCUCUCCAUCCACAUCUCAAAGAACUUUGGAGCAGAGAACACCAGGGUUUACUACAUUGGUCUGAGGGGAGAAUACACAGAGGCUCACAGACACGAAGUGACGAUCUGUAACUAUGAGGCGGCGGCAAACCCUGCAGAUCACAAACUGGAGAACAUCAUCCCGCAAACCAACUUUAUUUCCUGAAAGCUGCAGAGGGCUGGAAGAAAGAAGAGGAGGAGAGGUUUUACUGGUGCCGCUGAGUGUCACUGACGCAUGUCAGAAAGUCAAAGAUGAGUUCAACGCUGCGUGCUGGCAGGUUGGUCGAGCUCGACCAGGACUGAGCACUGAAAUCUGAGGCCCUCUGGGCUUCAGAUAUGUAGAAGUGCCAAGUUGGUGCUUCGUUUUCUAUGGCAAUAAAGAGUGAAGGCUUUGUGUGGGCAAAAAGCUUAAUAAUAAAUGCAUGAAACAUUUGA
This is a messenger RNA of Monopterus albus (swamp eel), 1069 nucleotides long. It is a transcript of the gene pithd1, whose product is annotated as PITH (C-terminal proteasome-interacting domain of thioredoxin-like) domain containing 1. The coding region runs from base 165 to 800 and encodes 211 amino acids. Gene Ontology annotation, cellular component: nucleus. The transcript has 6 exons. Lineage: Eukaryota; Metazoa; Chordata; Actinopteri; Synbranchiformes; Synbranchidae. The record is from RefSeq and is a predicted model, not a curated record.